AUGUCGAUGCCAACAACCAUACCAUUAAAACAUUUAAAAGUAUUAGUUGUAUACUCAUCAUACCCACAGGAGCUGAUUGACAGGGUACAAGAGACGUUUGGAAGUGCGCUGAUCGUCGACUGUAAUAACAUCAACGACAGCAAUCGAGAAGAGACUAUUGCCUAUAUGAAAGAGGUUGAUGGGUUUAUCACUGCACCGCAAGUCAAGAUUGACCAGUUGUCACUGCUUCAACAUGCACCCAAGCUACGUGCCAUCUCGACAGUGUCGGUAGGCUAUGACAAUGUCACUGUGGCUGACUUGACAGCACGCGGAAUCGCAUUCAUGCACACACCGACUGUCCUAACCGACACUGUAGCCGACACUACACUCGCAUUGAUGCUAGCAUCUGCACGUCGUAUAUGUGAACUAGAUCAAUGGGUACGAGCCGGCUUGUGGAAGGCACCCGUCACACCACCACAAUUUGGUCGUGACGUUCAUCACAAGACUGUUGGUAUACUUGGGUUUGGUCGUAUUGGUAAAGCUGUCGCUCAAAGAUGUUCAAUGGGUUUUAAUAUGAAUGUAUUGUAUGUAUCUAGAAACCAUGGCAAAUCGGCGGUCUCUGACACGAGUGGAUACAACUAUAAAGCAAGAUGUGUAGAGUUGCCUGAACUACUUGCGACAUCAGACUUUGUUGUAUUGUGUUUGCCGGGGUCUGCAGAGACACGUCACUUUAUAUCGACCAAGGAACUAGAGGCUAUGAAAAAGUCGGCUAUCAUUGUCAACAUUGGAAGAGGAUCUGUGAUUGAUGAAGAGGCACUCAUCAAGGCACUCGAAAACAAUACCAUUGCCGGUGCAGGUCUAGAUGUCUAUGAAAAGGAGCCAUUGGCACAGUCAUCACGUCUCAACACGCUACCCAAUGUUGUCAUUGUCCCUCAUAUCGGUUCUGCAACCCAUGAAACUAGAUUUGGUAUGGCAAAUUGUGCAUUGGAUAAUUUAAUCAAUGCUCUUCAAAAUGAUAUCUCUCAAAAUUGUGUAAACAAAUUAGAUUUACAAAAAAAUAAAUAG
Cavenderia fasciculata is the source of this 1044-nucleotide messenger RNA. It is a transcript of the gene tkrA, whose product is annotated as gluconate 2-dehydrogenase. The record is from RefSeq and is a predicted model, not a curated record. Gene Ontology annotation, cellular component: cytosol. Bases 1 to 1044 code for a protein of 347 amino acids. Lineage: Eukaryota; Evosea; Eumycetozoa; Acytosteliales; Cavenderiaceae. Gene Ontology annotation, molecular function: hydroxypyruvate reductase [NAD(P)H] activity; NAD binding; glyoxylate reductase (NADPH) activity. The transcript has 2 exons.